AUGGGCAAAGAAAACCAAACCUAUUUGACUGAAUUCAUCUUGCUGGGGCUUUCUUCAGAUCAGCAUACUCAGGUCCUGCUGUUUGUGGUAUUUCUCAUCAUCUACCUACUGACUGUAUCUGGGAAUCUGCUCAUCAUAGUCUUAGUUAAUGCUGACUCCCGACUUCACACUCCCAUGUACUUUUUCCUUAAAAACCUGUCUUUUGCUGACCUCUGUUUCUCUACAAGCAUUGUUCCUCAGAUGCUACUCCACUUCCUGGUAAUGAGAAAGACCAUUUCCUUUGCUAGAUGCUCAAUUCAGAUGGUGUUUUUCUUAGUAGCCGCGGCUACAGGGAGUUCACUUUUAGCAGUGAUGUCCUAUGACCGCUAUGUGGCUGUCUGCAAGCCCCUGCACUACUCCACCAUCAUGACCCAGAGGUCUUGUGUCCAGCUGGCCAUAGUGUCCUGGGUCAGUGGGGCAUUUGUGUGUCUGGUAGAUGCCACAUUUACUUUGUGUCUCCCAUACCAGGGACGAAAUGUAAUUAAUCAUUACUUUUGUGAACCUCCUGCACUCCUGAAGCUGGCUUCCACAGACACCUACAAAGCUGAGAUGGCCCUCUUUUCAAUGGGCGUGGCUAUCCUCCUAGCUCCUGUCUCCCUCAUCCUGGUCUCCUACUACAAUAUUCUCUCCACUGUGUUGAGAAUGCAGUCGGGGGAGGGGAGACUUAAGGUCUUCUCUACCUUUGGUUCCCAUCUCACUGUCGUUGUCUUCUACUAUGGAUCAACAAUAUUCACCUACAUGAGGCCAAACUCCAAAAAAAUGAAUGAAGGUGAUAAAGUGAUCUCUGUGUUCUACUCAGUCAUAACAUCCAUGAUGAACCCAUUCAUUUAUAGCCUGAGGAACAAGGAUGUAAAGGAGGCAUUUAGGAAAGCAUUUGGGAGAUAGAGCCUCUCAGAUGCAGUGAUCUUUAUAUAUAUAUAAAGAUCAAUUCAACCACAGGUUGCGGAGAUAUUUGCCCAACCAAGGCAUGUAACCUCACAUUCCAGCAAAUGUCUUGAUAUGACACACACUGCCUCCCUCCCAGAAAACUACUGGCUUGAAGAAACUAAUAUUUAGAAGCAACCUUCCUACAUUAGAACUCUCAGACCAGACACCCCUACACCGCCAAUAUACCAUAACUGUU
This is a messenger RNA of Loxodonta africana (African savanna elephant), 1162 nucleotides long. Its product is annotated as olfactory receptor 2D3-like. Gene Ontology annotation, biological process: detection of chemical stimulus involved in sensory perception of smell; G protein-coupled receptor signaling pathway. The record is from RefSeq and is a predicted model, not a curated record. The coding region runs from base 1 to 924 and encodes 307 amino acids. Gene Ontology annotation, cellular component: plasma membrane. The transcript has a single exon. NCBI's taxonomy places the organism in Eukaryota, Metazoa, Chordata, Mammalia, Proboscidea, Elephantidae. Gene Ontology annotation, molecular function: G protein-coupled receptor activity; olfactory receptor activity.